Sardina pilchardus (European sardine) is the source of this 4129-nucleotide messenger RNA. It is a transcript of the gene phf8, whose product is annotated as PHD finger protein 8. The coding region runs from base 632 to 3718 and encodes 1028 amino acids. The record is from RefSeq and is a predicted model, not a curated record. Gene Ontology annotation, biological process: protein demethylation; regulation of transcription by RNA polymerase II. Lineage: Eukaryota; Metazoa; Chordata; Actinopteri; Clupeiformes; Clupeidae. Gene Ontology annotation, molecular function: transcription coregulator activity; histone demethylase activity. The transcript is spliced from 22 exons.
AGUUACUUUAAAGCACCAAGAACAAGUCUGGGUUCUGUCAGAGUAGGCUACAUCUAUCGUAUUAUUUGGCUUAGCCAACUGGCCUUAGCAUCCAAUGAAAACGAACUUUAUUGUUCACAGAAGUAGACAGUGGUCGCUCCGCGGAUGGAUUGAAAUGGCACAGCUGCACUACGAGUCUUUAUGUCAGAUUUUUUUUAGAUUUCGCAUUUUCAGGUUGAUUUGUUUUACUUCCAGGAUAACACAUUGAGGAAUUAUCUGCUUUUCUGUAUAUUCACAAGAAGUAAUGUAAGAUAAACGGUUAAUAACAAAUACUUGCCGAUUAGAAAUAGGCCGCUUUGAGCCUCGGGUUUUCGUAGGAAUUCCCACCGCCAUGGAACUCUUGGCUCUGCCGCAGCCUGUGACAAUUUGCAAUCGGUGUCACAUCAUUGUUAACACAGUGCUUCAGGUGUGAUUCCUCAAUUCCUCUUUGACGCCUCAGUUCAUCAGCUGGAGGAACACCACUGUUGCCACAAAAUCUUCAGAAUCGUGUUUGGCGACCUGUUUAUUUAGGAUUUGCAAAAAUUCAGAACUUCAGUUUGCUUUGAGAUUAUAGCAGUCUGUGAACAGAACACCAGAAUAUCAUCCGGACAGCAUGGCUUCAGUUCCGGUAUACUGCUUGUGCCGACUUCCCUAUGAUGUAACACGCUUUAUGAUUGAGUGUGAUGUUUGUCAAGACUGGUUUCAUGGAAGUUGUGUUGGUGUAGAGGAGGACAAGGCUGCAGAGAUCGACCUCUAUCAUUGUCCCAAUUGUCAGGUUUCACAUGGCCCCUCUGUCAUGCGGAAGCGACGUGGGGCUCACAAGUCCGAUGUAGGCGGUGGAGUGAGGGAUCCAAGCCGACCAGUGAAGACCGGCAGUGCCCAGUUUGUGAGGGAGUUACGGAGCCGCACGUUCCCAAAUGCGGACGAGAUCCUGCUGAAGCCGACUGGGGCCCAGCUCACAGUGGAGUUUCUGGAGGAGCACUCCUUCAGUGUCCCCGUCAUGGUCCUGAGGAGGGAUGGUCUGGGCAUGAGCCUGCCCCCGUCAUCAUUUGCUGUCAGCGAUGUGGCGCACCACAUUGGUGGUGACAAGGAGAUUGAUGUGAUUGAUGUCUGCCGCCAAGCUGACCUAAAGAUGAGACUUGGGGAUUUUGUUGAGUACUACAACAGCCCCAACAGAGACAGAGUGCUCAAUGUGAUCAGCCUUGAGUUCUCAGAGACCAAGUUGUCUAACCUGGUGGAAACCCCAAAGAUAGUACGGAAGUUGUCGUGGGUGGAAAACUUGUGGCCUGAAGAGUCUGUGUUUGAGAGGCCCAACGUGCAGAAGUACUGCUUGAUGGGUGUGAAGGACAGCUACACAGAUUUCCACAUUGACUUUGGAGGAACCUCUGUGUGGUAUCAUGUUUUACGAGGUGAGAAGAUCUUCUACCUAAUCCGUCCCACCCCUGCCAACCUGGCCCUGUUUGAGCGCUGGAGCUCGUCGUCCAAUCAGAACGAGAUGUUCUUUGGCGACCAGGUGGACAUGUGCUACAGGUGCUCUGUCAAGCAAGGAAACACGCUCUUCAUUCCAACAGGUUGGAUCCAUUCUGUUCUCACACCUGUUGACUGCCUAGCCUUUGGGGGCAAUUUCCUUCACAGUCUCAACAUUGAUAUGCAGCUUCGUGCUUAUGAAAUUGAGAAAAGGCUGAGCACUGCAGACCUGUUCAGAUUCCCCAAUUUUGAGACCGUUUGCUGGUAUGUUGGUAAACAUCUUCUGGACACAUUCAGAGGUUUGAGAGAAAACAGACGCCAUCCUGCCAGUUAUCUGGUCCAUGGAGCCAAAUCUCUGAAUAACGCCUUCCGGACCUGGACACGUAAAGAGUCGCUGACUGAGCAUGAAGAUGAAAUUCCGGAGACCAUAAAAACGCCGCAGCUGGUUAAAGACUUGGCAAAAGAGAUUCGACUGGUUGAGGAUAUCUUCCAGCAAAACCCGGGUCGUGGUGGAGUCCCGUACCCUGGCCCACCGGGUUUCCAGUCGCCUCACCCCAAAGCCCAGGUGUCCUCCCCUCCAAACUCGGGGCGGCCCCCAGGUAAAAAGAGAGGUCCUAAGCCCAAAGACAUGCCCAUGGGUGGAGGCGUGAGCUCCCCAAGUCCCAAGAAGAAGAGCCUGAAGAAGGAGAUCAAGACGGAGGCAGGAGAGCUGGACCUUCUGGAGAUUCACACCAAACACACGCUCAAGAAGUUUCAACCCGGAAAUAAAGCCAAGAGCAAGAACAAGUUGGAGCUGCCUUCAGCCUGUCUGGAUGAUUUUGAGGGCAAACUGAACAAGAGCAAGCUGAAGCUGGUGUUGACCAAUGGCAAAAUACAAGGGAAGAAGGGAGGUCGAGGGGGGAGCUCAAACGGAGACAAGCGUGUCUCCCAGUUCCAGCCGCUGCUGCCCAGCUCGGCUCUGUCUGACAUGGACUCGGAGGAUGAGCUGCAGAUAGACGAGUCGCCGCCCCCUCGUCGCAAAGCAACCCCCAACAAAAAGAAACUAGCCGCUGUGGGACUUCCCAGGAAACUCCCGCGGGCUAAGCCUUGCUCAGACCCCCAUCGUGUGCGCGAGCCCGGCGAGGUGGACUUCGAUAUCGAGGAGGACUACACCACGGAUGAGGAGACUCUGACAAUGCAGGCAAUGAAGGGUGGAGCUGGGGGGAUUCUGGACCUACUCAAAGCCAGCAAACAGGUGGCUGGCUUGGACUCUGCUCUCAGUGAGGAAGCUCCUGCCUCUCCCAGCACACGAGAUGCCAUUCAGGGCAUGCUGUCCAUGGCCAACCCUCCCUCCUCUUCCUCUUCCUCAUCCUCCUCAUCCUCUCCACUCUCGGUGUCCGGCGGAGCCGCCGAGGGAAUGCUGAAGGAGAGGGGCCGGGCCACCUGGGUGGCGGGUGGUCCCAAGAAGAGCGACAAGAAGGCCGUGGUCCAGCGGCCGGGGAAGCGCCCGAUCAAGCGCCCAGCCCGUCACCUCAGUGACGACGACAGCCCUGACGAGCAGGAGACUCUGGGGACCUGUUUUAAGGACUCCGAAUAUGUGUACCCCUCCCUGGAGUCUGAUGAGGAUGACCAUGCCUCAAAAGCAAAGAUGAAAAGGAAGAGGAAUUGGGACGACUCGCCCUGGAGUCCAAAAGCCCGUGUGACCCCGACGCUGCCCAAGCAGGAGAGGCCGGUUCGAGAGGGAGUGAGGGUGGCGUCUGUGGAGACUGGCCUGGCGGCCGCUGCUGCCAAACUGGCACAACAGGAGCAUCAGAAGACCACUAAGCGGAAAUACACCAAAAAGCGCCCGCCUGCUCCACCGCCGGCUCCGCCCCAAGCGGCCCCGUCUCCCCCGUCGCCCCUGAUGCCCAGUGAGCCCCCGCCCGAGGUGGUGCAGGAGGACCGCAGGCUAGAGGCGUACUCGGCCAGCCUCCUGGACCACGAGUACACGGCGGGGCCCGGCCCCUUUGGCCCCGGGGGGCCGAGAGGAAGUGCUGCCAUGGCGCCGGGAGUCUUCCUCACGUCCAGAAGGCCCUCGCUGUCCCCACAGAACAGCAGCAGCUACUCACCCUCUGCCCCGUCCCCGGCUGGCCAGACCAGCCCCGGGGCUUCUGGAGGAGGACAAGGGAAGCGUCCAAAGAAAGGACUUGCCACAGCCAAGCAGCGGCUGGGGAAAAUCCUGAAAAUCCAUCGAAACGGCAAGCUGCUCCUGUGAGAGGGAAGCUACAGCAAGAGAUGGAACCAGUGGAAGAUGGGAGGAUGAGAGAGCGAGAGGGAGAGCGAGAGAGACAGACAGGAAGGGACAAAAAGAGGACAGACAGAUUUAAAACAAGAAAAUGGAGCGAAGCAGUGAUGCCUGGUUCCACUUCAGCUGUGAUGAACAAAAAAAAAAAAAAACAGAAAUGUACAUUAUUCUGCCUGAAAGAGGCUGUGACUGUAAACGGUUGGGAGAGGAGACUGCAAGCUGAGCAGAGCGUCGCUGGUAUGAAGCAUGAGACUGAGUGACUGAUGUUCCGUAUUUGUACAUUUCUAUGUCAUCCAUGACUCAUUCCUCAAAUCUUUCAGUGCUCACAUUUUUAUCAUAAGUAACAUCCCAUUGGUUUUUGAUAAGGGGGGGGGGGGGUUG